GAAGAAAGUGUGUGACAUUUGUAUAAUAUUCUCGAGUUUAAGAUCGAAAAAAAACCUUUAAAUUUGGCCAAGACAUUAAAAAAAAAACGGACCGCUCAACCAUGUGAAGGCAACCAAUGUGGGCAUCAAGGCAACAACAAUAUAAUUGAAAUUGGACCACAACUAACUAGUUAGAGAGAAAAAGAGGGAGAGAGAGAGAGAGAGGGAGAGCAUUUUACCAACACAAUGUGGCUAUUGAUGAUGAGUCUAAAUUUGGUCAGCGGCGAAAAGUUGCAAGAGAAUUUGCAACAAUUACAACAGCCGAACGAUGAUUUUCUGGCCUAUAACAAUUCGACAUUUUCGUAUGGCAAUGAUAGCUAUUUAACCACAAGUAUCUCGAGUAUAACACAAACUGAAGAUGAUCCAUUAUUUAGCACAGAUCUGCCAACAUAUCAACAUUGCAUAGCCACACGAAAUUCAUUUGCCGAUCUCUUAACUGUCGUUCUCUAUGGCAUUGUUUGCAUAGUUGGUCUCUUUGGCAACACUUUGGUCAUCUAUGUGGUAUUGCGUUUCUCCAAAAUGCAAACAGUUACCAAUAUCUAUAUACUUAAUUUAGCUAUAGCCGAUGAAUGUUUUCUGAUUGGUAUACCAUUUCUAUUGUACACAAUGCGUAUUUGUAGUUGGAGAUUCGGUGAGCUAAUGUGUAAGGCCUAUAUGGUCAGCACAUCGAUAACAUCAUUUACCUCAUCCAUAUUUCUCUUGAUUAUGUCCGCCGAUCGGUAUAUAGCUGUCUGCCAUCCGAUAUCAUCGCCACGAUAUCGAACACUGCAUAUAGCCAAAAUCGUAUCGGCUGUGGCUUGGUCAACAUCGGCAUUUCUAAUGCUGCCCGUAAUGCUCUAUGCCAGCACAGUGGAACAAGAAGAUGGCAUUAACUACUCAUGCAAUAUUAUGUGGCCAGAUGCAUAUAAGAAGCAUUCGGGAACUACAUUCAUUUUGUAUACCUUCUUUUUGGGUUUCGCCACCCCAUUGUGUUUUAUAUUGAGUUUCUAUUAUUUGGUCAUACGUAAAUUACAAUCGGUUGGCCCGAAACAUACAACCAAAUCGAAAGAGAAACGUCGAGCUCAUCGUAAGGUUACGCGCCUGGUCUUGACCGUGAUAACGGUCUAUAUAUGCUGUUGGCUACCACAUUGGAUGUCCCAGUUAGCCCUGAUUAAUUCCAAUCCAGCUCAGCGAGAUCUUUCACGAUUGGAAAUAUUGAUUUUUCUAUUGCUUGGCGCUCUGGUCUAUUCGAAUUCAGCUGUCAAUCCCAUAUUAUACGCCUUUCUCAGUGAGAAUUUUCGAAAGAGUUUCUUCAAGGCAUUCACCUGCAUGACCCAGCAGGAUAUCAACGCUCAAUUACAAUUGGAGCCGAGUGUGUUCACUAAACAGGGAAGUCGUCGUCGUGGUGGGUCGAAGCGUUUACUGGCCAGCGGUAAUAAUCAACAUCAGCAUCAGCCACCACUCAUCUUGCCCCUCAAUGUAGGCAAUAAUAAUUCGUCGACAACAACUUCAUCGACCACAACAGCUGAUAAAACAGCCUCCACUGCUACUGGCGUACCAAAAUCCUGCAGUAGUUCUCAAAAUGGAAAAUUAUUGGUCGUACCAGCAAGUACAGAGAAUUUGAUUAUUUGCUUGAGUGACCAGCAGGAGGCAUUCUGUAUGACCGCCAGGAGGGGGGAAUCAUCCAAUUUGGCAAUACAGCAAACUGAUUUGUAACUACAUUAAAAAUCUAACGAUAGGCAGGCAUUUAUACAUACAUAAGUAGAUCAAUGUGUGUGACUAUUUCUAUAUGGAUGACACAAAUUAGGUGCAACAGUAUUACUAUCAAAGAUUUUAAAUACAUACAUUACUGUCAUACAUUAUAAUACUGUUCUAACUAAUAAACCAUAUUUAUAUACCUACA
Molecule: messenger RNA, 1921 nt
Organism: Drosophila willistoni
Lineage: Eukaryota; Metazoa; Arthropoda; Insecta; Diptera; Drosophilidae
Gene: AstC-R1
Product: somatostatin receptor type 2
Exons: 2
Coding region: 226-1734 (502 amino acids)
Biological process (GO): G protein-coupled receptor signaling pathway
Cellular component (GO): neuron projection; membrane
Molecular function (GO): somatostatin receptor activity; peptide binding
Source: RefSeq, a predicted model, not a curated record